Messenger RNA from Mucor velutinosus, 1104 nucleotides. RefSeq lists its product as uncharacterized. The coding region runs from base 1 to 1104 and encodes 367 amino acids. NCBI's taxonomy places the organism in Eukaryota, Fungi, Mucoromycota, Mucoromycetes, Mucorales, Mucoraceae. The transcript has a single exon. The record is from RefSeq and is a predicted model, not a curated record. Gene Ontology annotation, biological process: DNA recombination; DNA integration. Gene Ontology annotation, molecular function: DNA binding.
AUGGAUGCUGUUACCACAAGCGGUACAAACAACCUCCCCCAGGACGCCCCAUCCGUUACUACAUCAGAAUUGGAUGCUCUCCGUGUGGCUAUUAUCCGGGAACAAUUGGUGAAGACAGGCCUCAAUGCACAAGCGGUUGGGGACAUGCUACAACAGCGACUGGCCCCUACUGGUACCAACUUGGGAUAUCGCAAGAAUCAAUUACGCUUCCUGGAAUGGGCUAUGCAGCACAACGUUCCCUUUACGACAUUUACACCGGCACAACUAGUCAACUUCUUGGCUGACAUGAGAACUCGUCAUAAUCUACAAGCCUCGGCACUCAAAACGCUACGAGCGGCAGUAUCUCAUCUUCAUGAGGGCCGUAACGGUAUUCGAGAAUGUAAUAUUAUUAACAACUACAUCAUAGAUUCCAUGAUGAGAGAGGCAUCUCCUGUCAACAUCCAUCGGCCCACUAUUGACAUUACUCCAGCAGUUGCCUUCGAUCAAUCUAUCCCUUCUCGAACGACCACUUCCAUCAAACGGUUACAACAGAAAUUGGCGUUCCUUCUAACAAUGGCAGCUUUCCUACGUCCUUCGAAUUUGGCUCGUAUUCCUUUUGCAUCAUGUUCCAUUACGGAUACUGGUUGCCUCUCUUUCCACGCCGUCGCUCCCAAAGAAACUAGAGGUAAACGACGCAUCAUCAAGCCCUUUACGGUCCAUCCUCAUGCAUCCGAUAUCGAACUGUGUCCGGUACAAUGUUUCAAGGCUCUUCGAGACCAUCCUGGUCUGGCCUCUCGCCCUUCUGGUUCACAGCUCUUUGUUAAGUCCCAUCUCAUUAAUCAACCUCUCUCGUCAUCAGCCAUCCCGUCAUGGUUGCAUAGAGAGUUCAUUCAACUUUGCACGUCUGAAUCAAAUGUUUCUGUUCGUUCUCUGGCUUCCUCUCGCGCCUUAGAUAGUGGUAUCUCCCGGGAUAAUAUCGUGGCUCUUGGAAACUGGGCUUCUUCGGAGACCUUUGUUCGUCAUUACCAACGUAACCAAAUGGCGCAAGUGGACUUCACCUCUACGGUUCUGUCUAGCCAGGAUGAAUUCUUUGAUGCAAAUGACUCCUUUGGUACUCUGGAUUAG